This is a messenger RNA of Ustilaginoidea virens, 2937 nucleotides long. RefSeq lists its product as uncharacterized. The transcript is spliced from 4 exons. The coding region runs from base 1 to 2937 and encodes 978 amino acids. The record is from RefSeq and is a predicted model, not a curated record. NCBI's taxonomy places the organism in Eukaryota, Fungi, Ascomycota, Sordariomycetes, Hypocreales, Clavicipitaceae.
AUGGCCCCUUCACGAGUCCAUCAACUCUCUGCUUUGUGCACACUCAUGACUUUUGAAAAUGUCUGGCACCGGCUAGAACGGCACUCCUUAACUGAGAGUCCUCAUCUGUCACUGUCGCUGGUGCUGUUUCUAAGUGGCUUGAUAUGUCUCGCCGUAAGCUAUCUCUUAAGAUGGCUUUCGGGGGCGGAUGGACAAUUCGAGUUCUACCUAAGUCGAGGCCACGCUCACCAUGGCCUGCCAGCAAGCUCGACUGUUCGUGCGACGGAAACGAAACAUGGCAUCCGUGUCCCUCCCAGACCAAAGCGCUAUUCAGUUCCAGUGGUGGUAGCAUGCAUCGCAAUGCGGCUGGAGGUUUUCCACUAUGUUAAUUGCAGCCAACAAUGUUCUGUUUUCGGCGUUGAGUCGUGGCUCAUCCUUGUACUUGUUGCCAACAAUAUUGUCACAUGGCAAGGCAGUUGGUCCACCACUCCUUUGUCUGAUGAAUUGGAAGAUCCAUGGCGGACUGUUCUCGAUGAUUUCCGCGAUUGGCUGUCUGGGCCAAGAACAGAGCAUUUGAUGUCUGUUAUCAGUGCCAUUUUUCUGUCAUACGGCACCUCCUUGACCUUGGAUCAGGCCACGAGGUCCACAUAUGUUUGCUUUGCUCCCUUGGACAGCCGACCACACAUCAUUUCCCUCCAAAUUUUGGGGCUUUUUCUUGACGCUGCGACUGUUUCAACAUUGUGGAGAGUACUUUGUUGGGCCGGGAACCUGGAAUCGCGGCUGCGGAUGUUAUCAAACGUACUACUGAUAUCGCCGUUGUCACUCUCCUUCGUAUGGGUAACCACCGGCAUUUUUACAGGAACUCGGUACUCGAGCAUUGCGUUUGGGCACUUAGACGCCUCCAGUUUUGUUUUCGACAGUUUUUCUUUUGCUGCUCUUGCUUUCAGUCUGGCUGUCUGGACGUGCGAUGCCACUAUUGAUACAUCGGCGGCUAUUAUCACAUCUUUUGUCGGCAUUUGGCAUGCUAGUGCAAAUAUCCUUAGCCCGGGAGAUUGGAUGCAUUCUUCCCGAUCAUCUGGCACUUUGCCGCUUUGGCUGACUUCUGCUGGCCUUGUUAUAUUCGUACACACAAACAACCUGCGCUACAUAUUGUUCAUUCGCCGCCCACUGUUUGUCUUACUCAUUACUCUACUCCUUAUCACCAGCAUCGUGUUUGCACUUGUCAAGCCAGACAACCAUUUUGAACCCCGCCACCCAAUCAGCGAUCUUAUAUACGAAGCUCAUACGGCGCAUACCCGCUGGUUAUUGCAUGCCGCCACGAGCAAGAGUGUCACGACAGCCGCCAGGGUUUACGAAGAGCGUCACGACGGAAGAGUUCCGCCGCCCAGAUUUGAUGAGUGGUUCCAAUACGCCUCGAAUACGACGGUCAUAGACGACUUCCGCAGAAUAGACAAGGAUUUGAGUGCGUUCUGGUCGUUGUCUCCUUCGACAUUGCGCAGGCGAGCCGAAUUAGCAACCUCAUACGCCGGGGUAGCAAGCAUAGUUGUGCGGGAUGGGCAAGUCACAAUCAGUGAACUUGACCGUGAAGAUGGUGGCAAAAGACUGGCACUAAGUGAACUGGCUGAUACGAUUAAGAAGUUCUCUAAACACUUACCUGACAUGGUAAUUCCCGUAAAUCUACAUCACGUCCCUAGAAUAAUUCCUUCGUGGACGGAUAAACAACAUCGGAGCCAAGCCCAUUUACACUCUAUGGCCCAGCUCGUAUCGGCAAGAACUGCAAGAUCCGCAAACUGGUCUGCUCUUGUGCCUAAAGAUUCCGGUUCGACCGAAACAAGAGACACCAGCAUCGAUCAGCGUACAUGGGCAAAUGACUUCCGGAAAAUUUACACUGAAGCGUGCCCCUCUGCAUCUCUCGUCAAGACAAGCCCACACUGGGACUUUGGCUCUUUUUGUUCGACUUGUGUGAAACCUCACUCUCGGGGCCAAUUGGUGGAUGACUGGGCAAAGUCAUUAGACGCAUGUGAACAGCCCGACCUCGGCCACCUUCACAGCUUUUUCAUGACGAAUCCGAGCCUGCCUCCAGUUCGUACCCUCAUGCCUCUUUUCAGCCCAUUCAAAAUAGAGGGGUUUUCUGAUAUUCUGUUCCCCCUGUCUACAUCGCGCAUGGACGAGCCUGAUUAUGGAGAGAUCUUCACGAAACGGAAAGACGCCUUGUUCUGGAGCGGCUCGAUUGGAAAUCAUGCGCUGAGCGAACAAGCAACUAGGGGAAACCACAAUCUGAGGCUGCUGCACCUGCUGAAAGAUGCCAACAUAAGAGACCGCGUCACAAUGGUUCUGCCUGUUCCUGGCUCGCAUGGCAAAUUCAAGUCGCAUUCGGUUCCUGUUGCAGAGGCAAAUCGUGACUUGUCCUUUCAGGUUGGCACAACUAAUGAUUCUGCAUGCAUCGGUAAAAACUGUCAUCUCCUCAAGCAGGUAUACGGCACAGAUGCACGGCCAAGAGAUCCUCUACAGCAUCGUUAUAUUCUCCUAACAGAUGAGGAUGACGGGCCUCCAAAGGCAACAGUCAGGAUGCUUGCAUCACAAAGCCUCCCGUUCAUUUCGACCAUUUUCCAGACCUGGUAUUCUGAUCGGCUCACGCCGUGGCUACACUUUGUGCCCGUGGAUUCGCGGUAUCAGGCCCUGCACACCACGCUUCUUUACUUUAGCGGAACAUCAUAUAGGGCCAAGAUGAACGGCAUCAAUACCUACAUCAUGGGCCGGUCUGACGAUGCAGAAUGGAUUGCACAGCAAGGGCAACGCUGGGUCCAGAGGGCGUUGCAAAGCAGAGACAUGGAGGUUUAUCUCUUUCGGCUGCUGCUAGAAUGGGGUAGACUGAUUGAUGAUCGGAGAGAUGAAAUAGGGUACCGCAGAGGCGCCAAUGGCGUGUACCAAAAUGACGCAUGGAUCCCACAGCAAUAG